AUGGCUGGGCUAAUUGCAUCUGGAAUCGUCAAGUGGACUGCAAGCAAGCUUUCUUCUCUAGUUUCUGCACCAGUUGGGACAUCACCCUCCGACCCCGAUGAAGGGCAAUCUGCUUUUGAGGACCUCCGGGAGCUGCGAAGGUCAAUGAUAAUGAUCCAGCGGACACUCGAUGAAUCAGCUGAGGGCAGCAUCAGAGGUGAAGCAGAGAGGCUGCGCCUACGCGAGCUGCAGCAGUUUGUCUUUGAUGCCCAGGAUGCUGUUGACCAGUACAAAUAUGAGCUGCUGCGGCGAAGGAUGGAAGAUCAAGACAGGCAAGGUGAUGGAAGCAACAGAAGUAGUCGCAAACGCAAGGGCGAAAAGAAGGAACCAGAAGCAGACCCUAUUCCAGUUCCUGUUCCUGAUGAGUUAGCAACAAGGGUUAAAAAGAUUCUAGAGAGGUUCAAUGAAAUAACAAGGGCAUGGAAUGACCUCCAGAUGGAUGAGAGUGAUGCACCCAUGCUGGAAGAUGACAAUGAAUUGUUCCCUCUGCCGACCAACCCACAUGUAGAUGAACUAAACAUCGUUGGCAGAGAAGAAGACAAGGAAAGCGUCAUCAAAAUGUUAACAGCAGUUGUCAAUGCUGAUGCAGGGACGCUUUCCGUCCUCCCUGUUAUUGGUAUGGGAGGAGUAGGCAAGACAACACCUGCUCAACUAGUGUACAAUGAUCGAAGGAUCUCUAAAUACUUCGACAUCAAGGUCUGGGUACAUGUAUCUCCUGAGUUUAGGGUCAAGAACUUCGCAAGUAAGAUCCUAAUGUCAUUUUCAAGAAGACAAUGUGAGGCAAUGGAAAUGGAUGAUCUCCAAGAUGCACUGACGGAGCAAGUUGAGGGCAUGAAAUUCUUGCUUGUUCUUGAUGAUCUGGCCUUUGCCCUCAAUGUUCAAGAUAGCCAUGGUGACUUUGAAGAAACUGGCAAGAAGAUUGUGGAAAAGUGUGGAGGCUUGCCAUUGGCAAUAAAAGCAAUUGCAUGUGCUCUUCGCUUUGAGCCUACCGUGGAGAGAUGGAAGGAGGUACUGAAUAGUGAACAGUGGGAGUUACCAGCAAAUGAAGACCAUGUCCUGCCAGCUCUGAGGUUGAGCUAUGAUCGGAUGCCGAAGCACCUUAGACGGUGUUUCAUUUUCCUCACCUUGCUUCCUAGAAGAUACCUUUUCUUGAAAGAUAAUGUCAUAAAUCUUUGGAUGUCACUGGAUAUCCUCAAACAAGGUGGUCGCAGACGCCUUGAAAAUAUUGGCAGCUUAUACUUUGAUGACCUGAUGCAAAGAACUAUGAUACAGCAGACCAAAUCUGAUGAUGAAUUGGACUGCUUCAUGGUGCAUGAUCUUGUCCAUGACCUGCUACAGUUCGUUGCAGGUGAAGAUUUCCUGAGAAUAAACAUCCAGCAUUUCCAUGAAGUAGACCAAGGUUAUCGGUAUUUAUCUUUAGUCGUUAGUUCUUCUGAUAUAAAUGUAAUGUUGCAAUCUGCUAAGAUUCCAGAAGGCCUCAGAGUACUUCAAGUUGUCAACUCAACAGACAAUUCACAUUGCUAUUCCAAGCUGUUCUCCUUUAAUAUCAAUGUGAUAAUUCCUGACCCACUAUGGCAAAGUUUCCAGCAACUGCGAGUUUUAGAUUUCAGUCACACUGGACUGAAGACCUUGCCAGAUUCAAUUGGAGACUUGAAACUUUUAAGAUACCUUUCUCUAUUCAAGACAGAAGUUACAAGUAUUCCUGAUUCUAUUGAAAAUCUGCACAAUCUUAAGGUCUUGGAUGCAAGAACCUACAGCCUAACUGAGAUUCCCCAAGGAAUCAAGAAAUUAGUCAGUCUCCGCCAUUUCCAAUUAGAGAAACGGUCCCCUUUAUGCAUGCCAAGUGGGGUUGGACAACUGAAGAAAUUGCAGUCCUUGUCAAGGUUCAGCAUUGGAAGUGGGAGCUGGCAUUGCAACAUUGCGGAGCUACAUGGCCUUGUCAACAUACGUCCAGAGCUGUCUAUUACUGGAUUAAGGAGAGUAAGCAGUGUAGAUGAUGCGCAAACUGCUAAUCUGGUCAGUAAACAGCACCUGCUAAAGUUAACACUGGAUUGGGCCGAUGGAUCAUUGCCUAGUAGAUGCAGACAUCAUUCCGGGGUUCAAUGUGACCUUGUACGUACACCCGAGUUUGAGGAGGCAAUUUUUGAGAGCCUUCGGCCACAUAGCAAUCUGAAGGAGUUGGAGGUAGCCAACUAUGGUGGCUACAGAUAUCCUGAAUGGUUAGGGCUUUCUAGCUUCACCCAACUGACUCGAAUAACUCUGUAUGAGCAAAGUUCUGAAUUUCUUCCUACACUGGGCAAAUUGCCUCAGCUCCUUGAGCUCUCUGUGCAAUGGAUGAGAGGCGUUCGGCACAUUUCAAAGGAAUUCUGUGGGCAAGGUGAUACAAAAGGCUUCCCUUCAUUGAAGGAUCUAGAGUUUGAGAACAUGCCAGCUUGGGUGGAAUGGUCUGGAGUAGAUGAUGGGGACUUCUAUUGCCUCCACGAACUCAGAAUCAAGGAAUGCUUUGAGUUGAGGUAUCUUCCACGUCCAUUGUCUGCAUCCUUGUCAAAAUUAGUGAUCAAGAACUGCGAUAAGUUAGUCAGGCUGCCACAUCUUCCAAACCUUUCUAGUUUGGUCUUAAAGGGAAAACUUAACGAAGAGUUGUUUUCUGACCUGGACUUGCCAUUGCUGCGAGCAUUGAAGGUGUCUCUUUCUCACAACAUAGAGUGCGUCGUUCUUAGCCAGAACCUGCCACUGCUAGAGCUCCUUGCGGUUCGUGCAUGCCAUAAGUUGCAGGAACUAGUGGGCCUUAGCAACUUGCAAUCUCUCAAGCUGCUAAACAUAAUAGCGUGCCGAAAACUGCAUCUCCCUUUUGACCAGCCUCUUCCCCAACAGCUUGAGCGGCUUACAAUCUUGAAAUGUCCGCAGCUACAUGACUGGUUGGAGUUCCAAAAUGCGCAACUCUAUGAUCAGCUACUGUCUGACCAUGAAAGCGAUGAAGACCGAGAAGCUCUUGAAAUGCUGUGGGAUGACACAGAAGAUGAAGUUGAAGAAGAGUUCUUAGAUAUAUCCGAGAAUGAUGAUGAUGCUGAAUCAGACUUCGGGCCAUCAGGUUUCAGUGUUGACGACGAUGACCAGGAGGAUUAG
Messenger RNA from Miscanthus lutarioriparius, 3165 nucleotides. Lineage: Eukaryota; Viridiplantae; Streptophyta; Magnoliopsida; Poales; Poaceae. The record is from the annotation of a GenBank genome assembly.